AUGCGCUCUUUCAUCCCUCUGAUUGCCUUGAUCGCGCCCUUGGUGUCGGCCGUCAGCAUUACUUCGCCUGCGCUGAAUUCGACCUAUGCCGCUGGGUCGACCGUCACCGUCGAAUGGACCACCGUUGACACGGAUCCGACGCAUCUGAGUCUCUACCUCUGGAACUUUUUCUCCUGGCCUCCAACCUACGUUCCUCUGGCUACGGAUGUGCCGACGGCGGAUCAGUCCUACUCGGUGCAAAUCCCCUGCGACACCAAUCCCGAAUGGGGUUACCAGAUCAGUGCGAUCAACGGCACCAACGUCUACAUCAUCUAUGCCCAGGGAGAGCGUUUCACAAUCUCCAAGCCCCUAGACGGAGCCAACUGUGUGGACCCAGCACCCAUUCCUUCGCCUUCCACCUGCGCUGCGGUUUCUACCGUUUAUGUCACGGUGAGCCCUACUGGUUCCAGCUCCAGUGUUCUGCAUCAUUCCUCCCACGGCUUCCAUUCGAGCCACCACCACCUGCACUCCACCCACGUCCUCCCUGCUCCUUCAUCCACCACUGCCACUUCUUCUUCUUCUUCUUCCAGAUAUGUGAAGCCGGGAAUCGUGCCUAAGACUAUUGGUUGGUGUUCAGACUACGCCCACCCCGUAACCUUGGACAAGGUUCCCACCACGACCCCGGCCGUGAACGACGACGCAGAUGUGCCCCAACCUUGGGUCACCUCCCCGCCCCGCAAGGUCAAGACCAUCACUACUACCGUGGCCGUGACGGCUUCCUGGGGUGAUGACCGCUGUGCGUUUGUUUAA
This is a messenger RNA of Aspergillus clavatus NRRL 1, 789 nucleotides long. Its product is annotated as GPI anchored serine-threonine rich family protein. Lineage: Eukaryota; Fungi; Ascomycota; Eurotiomycetes; Eurotiales; Aspergillaceae. The record is from RefSeq and is a predicted model, not a curated record. The transcript has a single exon. Bases 1 to 789 code for a protein of 262 amino acids.